Molecule: messenger RNA, 1382 nt
Organism: Epinephelus moara (kelp grouper)
Lineage: Eukaryota; Metazoa; Chordata; Actinopteri; Perciformes; Serranidae
Product: gastrotropin-like
Exons: 4
Coding region: 617-994 (125 amino acids)
Biological process (GO): fatty acid transport
Cellular component (GO): cytosol; nucleus
Molecular function (GO): fatty acid binding
Source: RefSeq, a predicted model, not a curated record
GAGGAGACUGCUAAUGCUAUGUACCGGGACACUGCUAAUGCUGCUUGCCGUGCUGCUGUAGCUCAGUCGUAACUUUAACUGAUGCUGAGACUCUACUGACUGUGUGACUGGUAGAUGGCGGUGGGUGGCGCAACAGGACAAAACACAAAUUCAAAACAUAAACAUGAUUUGCGGACCGUGAAAAUGCUAACAAUAGGUAACGCUGUAAACUCCAAGAUGACAUGCUUCAGAGACAUGCGUUGCUUCACAGGUUGUUCCUGUCAAUCACAACUUCUUCUUCCCAUCCCGUUUUUCUUUUCUGAAGGUAAGUUACUACUUUAGCGCAUUAUGCCUCUCAGGUUUAAGGUGGAACUGCAACUUUAAAAGUGCGGUUUACAUUCAGUGUCGUAUAGCUAAUUUUAAGAUACUGGGGUGGCACCUGGGGUGGCCAAUCAGAUUUCAGACCCAAGGCCACUCCCUGAACCCGCCCCUGGCACAGUGAGGUAUGUGAGAGGAGAGGAAGAGGCUGGUGUGGCAGUGCUUCAAUGAGAACGGAGAGUGUCUGUAGCAGGCCACUCCUUUUUCUCUGUGCAUCUCAUAAACUCCUCUCUCACGUAGUCUCCUCUCUUAUACCGUCAUGGCUUUGGCAGGGAAAUACGAGCUGGAGAGUGAAGAAAACUUUGAGGAGUUUCUGGGAGCAAUUGGGCUUCCCAAGGCCAAGACAGACCACAAAGUGGUAACGGAGGUGGUUCAGGAUGGGAACAACUUCACCUGGACACAAACUAUUCCCAACUAUUCCUGGUCCAAUAAGUUCACCGUUGGUCAGGAUUGUGAGCUGACAACGAUGAAGGGGGCCAAAGUCAACGCUCCUGUCACUAUGGAGGGCGGCAAGAUUUCAGUACCAUUUUCUGAGUACAGCUUCACAGCAGAGAUCAUUGAGGAUAAGCUGGUGAUGAUCUGCAGAACUCCGGGAGAGAAGGGUGUGACUUUUAAAAGAGUUAGCAAGAGGAUCUGAAGCUUCAAGACUCAACAUGCAGCAACAAGUGGGAACGAGGCUGCACGUGGGAGGUAAUGAAAGUGCUUCCUCCAGUUACUGAGGCAAGAUGAAUAUAGUGACCAUCUGUAGUGAGGGGCAAGUGGAACAUCUCUUGGCUUCACCGGACUGUAUUUUGUGGUUUUACUUUCUGAUCUAACUAAAGGGAAGGGGUAAAACUAUAUGUGCUGCAUUUUUACAAUGAUGAAAUAACUCACCUGUACCAGUAUCCAUGUUUGAUCUGAUAUAGAUCACUGAAAUAUAGCAUGUUUUGCCACCAAUAAUGGGAUUUCCUUUCAUUUGUCUCACACCUUUGAAGUUGUGUUAUGGUCUCUGAAUUAAAAAAGUAUAAUCGUACACAUACACACUG